Molecule: messenger RNA, 1647 nt
Organism: Bombina bombina (fire-bellied toad)
Lineage: Eukaryota; Metazoa; Chordata; Amphibia; Anura; Bombinatoridae
Gene: LRRC28
Product: leucine rich repeat containing 28
Molecular function (GO): protein binding
Source: RefSeq, a predicted model, not a curated record
UUGCUAAAUGUCACAGACAAGCCGAUACGCCCAAUCAUCAACCACCCCUUGGUCUCCAACCAACUAGAACACAGUGACCUAGCAGGCCAAUCACAACGAUUGUCUUAUGGCUGGAGCUUCUUUACCUGCCUGGGCUCUAAGAGCAAUAAAAAAGAGAUGAUAUGAGAUGGUUGCACUCUGCAUAUCCAGUUGGAUGGACUCCAGCCAAAUAUGGCAUCUGAAAUCUGCCAGACCAUCUCCGUGGCUAAGACGGAAAGGCACAAAAAUCUGUUCUUAAAUUACCGGAAUCUCAACCAUUUUCCUAUAGAGCUGCUAAAAGAUGAGGGGCUGCAGUAUCUUGAAAGACUUUACAUGAAAAGAAACUCUUUAACCACUCUGCCAGAGAAUCUUGCCCAGAAGCUUCCAAACCUUGUUGAAUUGUAUCUUCACUCAAAUAACAUUGUAUUUGUCCCAGAAGAAAUUGGUUCCCUGGUGAAGCUCCAGUCAUUGGACCUAAGUGACAAUGCUUUGGAAAUACUGUGUCCUGAUAUUGGAAGACUUAAAUCGUUAAGACAUUUACGGCUGACAAACAACAGGCUGAAGUUCCUUCCCCCAGAAAUUGGGAAGUUGAAGGAACUUCAGACACUAGAUCUUUCUACAAAUCAUUUGGUUACUUUGCCAGAGAAGUUACACCUAUGUCAGUCGCUACAGUUUCUCACAGUAGAUCGGAACCUCUUGUGUAGUGUCCCACGGCAACUCUGCCAGCUGGCCAGCCUCAAUGAACUCUCCAUGGCAGGCAACCGUCUUGCAUCUCUACCACUUGAUCUUGGAAGAUCUCGGGAGCUGCAGUAUGUGUAUGUGGAUAAUAAUAUUCAACUGAGGGGCCUUCCAUCGUACCUGUAUAACAAAGUGAUUGGCUGCAGUGGUUGUGGUGCUCCCAUCCCUGUCUCUGAACCAAAGCUGCUUUCCUUCACCACAGGACAACUAAGCGUCCAUCUCCCAGCUGAGGUAAAAUCCAUUGGUUCUUCUGCAGAUUCUGUUCUGCCACUCCAAGAACUGGCACUCCGGACUCUACAUUUUGCCUUUCCAAAAGAUUUAAAUGGCAUAACCCACAUCACAUUACCCAGAAGUCUUUUGGAGUUGCUACAGUGCCCUUUGGGACACUGUCAUCGUUGCAGUCAAUCCAUGUUUACUAUUGUCUAUCCAAAGCUCUUUCCGCUUCGAGAGACACCUAUGGCUGGACUUCAAGGGAGAACAGCUGUUAGUUUUGUGGCUUACUGUUGCUCCACCCAGUGUCUGCAGACUUUUGACCUUCUGAGUUGAUAAAUAUUAUUUACUAUCUCCAGUUCUUCUGCCAGACUCUUUCAGACCUCGCCCACUGAGGUUAAAUGACAAAGUGAAGUCAUCGUUCUGAACUUGACAAAAUGGGAUGAGCUGUUUUGGGACACUUCCUGUAUUUGUACAUCUCUUCCCCUCUCAUGCAAUUUACUGAACUUUAAAUAUAAACCCAUAAAGACAAAUUCUCUUGAUAGUGUAUUUAUGACUGGAUUGAUCAAAAUGCCUACAUGGAUGGAGAUAACAGCCAGUGUUUUCUUUUUCCCCCUAAGUUCCUUGCUUUAUUACAAUAUAGGGUCCAACACGUGGGAGAAUAAAGGGAUGUUUGAAUCA